This is a messenger RNA of Rhipicephalus microplus (southern cattle tick), 1721 nucleotides long. RefSeq lists its product as uncharacterized. The record is from RefSeq and is a predicted model, not a curated record. NCBI's taxonomy places the organism in Eukaryota, Metazoa, Arthropoda, Arachnida, Ixodida, Ixodidae.
UGAAAUCGGUGCUUCGCGCUGAGCGGUCGAGGUGCAUCUGUGUUCGCUGACAUCUGAUAGCUGGUCUGUGUAGUACGAUAGUACUACAGUGUACUAGAACAGGGGUUAUAGUACUACGUAUACGUAUAAAUAGUAACAGUUUGUUACGUGUCUUCGCGCCCUCAUGGCGUCUUGGGAAUACAAUUGCCCAAAGUUUGCCAAUUUAGCGGCAUGUAUGGACGAGAGCAUCUCGGAGCUGGAGAAGUACUUCGAGGUGGACCACGAAGAUGAAGCAAGAAACAGGAGGACGACUAGAAGGGCAGCUGCAGCCACUGCAGCCUCAGGUGGCACACGAGAUCCAAAAGUGGAGCAACCUGUGCAAAAGCCUCCAUCAACCCCAAAGACGAAAGCUGGCUGUCGGCUUACCCGGCAGAAAGAACAAAAGGUCGUUGACACAUGCAGGGAGGCACCCGUGCUGAGUGAUGCUACCGCUGAGCCUCCAGAACCAGCUCGAGAAUCUCUGACUAUCUGCGAGAUCACUGGAAAGGGAAACAGAAAUAUGGACAAGUCCGAAGAGAGAAGCAACUCAGCAUCAACUUCUGCUGUCAAGUCAUGCAAAAGAAAAACAUCAACCAAAAAAAGGAUUCUGGCCCGCCAUCCAGUCAUUCCUUCAUUAAAUGGGAACGAUGUGGCUAUGAAGAUGGAAGAACCUCCUUCAAAAGUAAGCAAGCCCAAUGCGCUUCCAGCAGCGAAGAAAUCUGGAGCUCCUUUAGAUGCGAAGAAGCAUGUAGUUCUUCCACCAGUAAGACAACACGCACGUUCCUCGGCGAGAAGUAAGAGCACUGUUGCUGUACCAGCGAAAAAAGUUGUCACUCCGGCACUGCAAAAGCCUCCAGCAGAGCGGCUCCAAAGUCUGGCAGAACUUGUGGUCAACUUCCACAACAAGACACCAACAAGGUUCCGACGAGUUCCAAAGGACCCAGGUGGAGAACAACAUGGUGUGGCAUUUAAAAAGCCCACAAUUCCUGUUACCCCGAAACUAGCUACACUGAUGCGAUCACGCUCUGCUUCCUUGAGAGAUCAAAAGCGUAAAGCAGAAGAGGUCAAUGUCUGUGUCAGCAACUCAAAGAAGUCGAAGGUAGAAGCUGUGAGAGCCAAGGCUAAGGUAGCGCCAGGGUCAAGACCAGCAUUGCGUCCAAAGAAUGUUGAACAAGACCUCAUGGUUUCAAAGCUGUCAACAAAGCCACCCCAAAAGAAGCUUGCCAAGACUCCAGCGUUGAGGGAUGUGUCAAAAAGGCUAACGGUCGCCAUGUCUCCAGCCUUUGCACUCAAGUUGCGAAGCGAAACAUGGAAAAAAAGAAAGGAAGCGGAGCAGAAAGCAAAUGGACCUACUGGAAGCAGCGCAGUAAGCUCUACCUUAAAGAUGUCUGUAUAACAGCUUGUCCUGUACUUGUUUCAUGAAAAUGAAACCCAUAUGCAGAAAAGAAAGGCUGGCCACGAUUGCUUUAUCGGCACACUGAAAGGAUGUUUUCUGCGAGCAUGCUUGGCGUUGUGACUCCAUACAUGAACUAAAUGACAUUGUUUCUUUUCUUGACAGGUGAAUGCAUGUAAACUUCUUGGUUCUUUUGCUCCUUUUCUUCUCCAAGCUUUUUGACGUGCCUGUAUUUUUUUUGCACUUUUCAGGCUAUCAGCCUUUUGUUUUUUGUUCUUCUUUUUCAUGCCACCUGUGUUUUGCCACUCAU